Messenger RNA from Dermacentor albipictus, 12884 nucleotides. Its product is annotated as CUGBP Elav-like family member 2. Lineage: Eukaryota; Metazoa; Arthropoda; Arachnida; Ixodida; Ixodidae. Gene Ontology annotation, molecular function: mRNA 3'-UTR binding. Gene Ontology annotation, cellular component: ribonucleoprotein complex; cytoplasm; nucleus. Gene Ontology annotation, biological process: mRNA splice site recognition; regulation of alternative mRNA splicing, via spliceosome. The record is from RefSeq and is a predicted model, not a curated record.
CAUAAUUCGUGAGGGAUCUUCAUGUCUGGUUUCAAUUCUGUGCACAGGAACGUGUUUCCCAUAGUGUUUUCGAUAGUGCGGUGUAUCGUUGGCUGCUUCGAUAUCUGAUUUCUCUGUAACUGCGGUUUUGAACGUCGCGCUAACUUCCUUUCCAGGCGCAGUUUAGUGGGAUGGCACUGGCGUGACGCGGCGCUUUCUUUGCGGAUGGUAUCAGCUUUCAUCGCGCCCCCGGUCCUCGUUCUGCUGCGUCAUGACUACGAUCGCACGACAUUGCAGCAGUGCGCGUAGCGUGGGUUUCAGCGUGUCUCGGUCUGCGUGCCCUCGUCUGUGUUUCACGUGCGUGUGUGUGUGUGUGUGUGUCUGGUCGCGAUUCCGUUGCAAUUGUUAGUCGGGCUGACGUUUCGUGGAAGACUGCACUUUGCGUAUUGCCAGUUCCGAGAACUGCAGUGGUCUCCGAAUUCACUCGUCUGUGUGCGAUCGUCUGGUACGGACGGACGGUCGCUUCGGCGUAAUACCUUCGUUCCAGUGACUUUUUUUUAUUGUGAAUUGUGUCCUCCGCAAUCGUGCCGUCAAGGUUCGCCGUCCCUGCUGUUUCGUUCGUCGAAAUCGGUGCUGCUAAGAGUGCUUGCCGGAGGCUAUGCGCCUGACAUAUUGCGAGUGAGACACCUUGCGUCGCUUUUGUCGUGCUAAGUAGUUGUGUGAACGGUUAAGACGCCACUUGCACGAUCGGUGCAAGGGAUCGGUGACCGCGUUGUGCGUUAUCCUCGCUGCGAAGGAAACAGCCCCGUCCUUGGGACAGCAGUGUCGUCGCCAGUGUCGUAGUGCCGCUGAUGUAACUGCCCGACUGUCGGAUGUUGAGGCUGCGCGGAACUGCGGCCUGUGUCCUCCUGCUGUCCUUCUGGUCGCCCGAUCGAAACUCGCCGUCGACGCCGUAUCCGCGGCGCGCCUCUCUAGCCCUCCCGUGACUGCGAACCUGAUCUUGCGCCGUAGCUUCGUCUGGUCGCGAUGGGACGCAAGCGUCUCCACCAGUCCAAGAUGGCGCAGCUGGACAAGGCCAAGUCGCGCAAGAUGAAGGGCCUCUUCGGCGCUGCUCCCCCCUCGCUGCUUCCGGAGCAGUGCUACGCCGGCGGCUACCACCAGGGCGCGCCCGUGUACGCUACCGCCCGCACGCCCUUCGUCUGCUCGAUGCCACCGCCCUUGUAUCUUGGAUGCGUGCCGCCGUCAUCGUUUUUGGUGUCGCCGUCGCAACUGCCCGGAGCGCCCCUGGUGGAUGCUUCCUGCGCUGCACGGCCGACGCCGGGCUCCCCUGGCUGCUGCUUUGUCACAUUCUACACGCGCAAGUCUGCCCUGGAUGCCCAGAACGACCUGCACAACAUGAAGACCCUUCCCGGGAUGCAUCAUCCGAUACAGAUGAAACCGGCUGACAGCGAAAACAGAAACGAGCGCAAGCUGUUCAUCGGCAUGCUGGCGAAGGAGUGCAACGAAAACGAUGUUCGAGUGAUGUUCUCCCCCUUCGGCUCCAUCGAGGAGUGCACCGUUCUCAGGGACGGAAACGGACAGAGCAAAGGCUGCGCGUUCGUCACGUACGCCAGCAGACAGUGUGCCAUCAACGCCAUCAAAGCCAUGAACCACUCGCAGACCAUGAAGGGCUGCAACAACCCGAUGGUGGUGAAGUUCGCCGACACGCAGAAGGAGAAGGAGCAGAAGCGUCAGCAGCAGGUCAUGACCAACCUGUGGACCAUGGCCAACUUCGUCAACCUCGGCACCGUCACGCCCCAGUACCUCGCACAAGCUGCCCAGGCAGGCGCGUUUCCAGGCUUUGCCAACCUUCCACAGCUGAGCAGUGGGCAUCGAAGGUUCAGUCUUGGAUCCCUGAAUGUGCAGCAGCAACUGGCAGCCCUAGCCGCAGCCCAGGCAUCGGCCAACAACUCCAGCACAGGGCUGAACUCGCUCGGUCUCCAGGGUCUCACGGGGCAGGGAGUCACCAGCGCUCUGGCUUUACCCAGCUCUGGUAACAACUCCACCGACCUCAGCUGUGCGAAUUUACAAAGCCUCGCUGCACUUGCAAACCUAGCCAAUAGUCCAGUGCUCUCGACCGCGCUCCCCGAUCAGCCCUUCCCUCCCUCUUGCCUGGUACUGACAGCCGAACGACACAUGUCUGCCCAGGUCACUAACCCAGGCAUCAACCCCAUGGUAGUCCAGAACCUGGCGGCGCUAGCGGCAGCCGGCAGCGGAAACAACUCAGCCGGUAUUCCGGGGCUCUCGGCGGCGGCAGUCCUCAGCAGACGCAGUUCGGCAGGGAAUGUGUCUGGGAGCACGUCAAGUGGCAAUUCAUCCCUGAGUGGCGUCAGCUCUUUGAGUCCCGUGUCCAGUAUGGCCCUGGGUAUGAGCACCAACUCGCUCACGACAAUGGGCGCGCUCACUAACGUCAAUGGUGCGGGUGGUCUGACUGCCAACGGUCCGAGCCUGGAUGCCCUGGCACAGGCCUAUUCUGGUAUGCAGCAGUAUCCAUCUGUGCCUGGAGCUUUUGCGCAGAUUGGUCUGCAGCAAUCACAGAACCCUGUUGGAAAGCAGGUUGAAGAGUGCUUCUUCGCGGCUGCCUCGUACGCAGGUCCCGAGGGGGCCAACCUCUUCAUCUACCACCUGCCGCAAGAGUUCACCGACAGUGACUUGGCGCAGACCUUCAUGCCCUUCGGCAAUGUCAUCUCCGCCAAGGUGUUCAUCGACAAGCAGACCAACCUCAGCAAGUGCUUUGGUUUUGUGAGCUACGACAACUCGCUAAGCGCGCAGGCGGCCAUUCAGGCGAUGAACGGCUUCCAGAUCGGCACCAAGCGACUCAAAGUGCAGCUCAAGCGGUCGAAAGACGCCAGCAAGCCCUACUGAGACGUUGACCUCCCCCCACCCCUCUUGACUCGAGGCGGACACCAGGAAAUGCCUGGAACGUUCGUUGUCUCCUGUCCUGUGUCACGUGAGCAGUCCUGGGCUUAAGCCUGCACAUGCGUACGCACGCCAGCACUACAACAGCAACACCCCUCUCGUACCCUCCCAGUGUGCGCGGACCUCUGGCAGACUUUUUUAUGAAGCAGCAAUGAGCGAGCGGUAAAGAGGAUGCGGGGAAAAAAAAGCCAAAAGAAAAAAUGGAAAGGGAAGGAACAAGCGAGAGGCCGAGAGUGAAAGAAAGAAAGAAAACGACCAUGAGACUUUCGCCAGUUUCUUGUGCUUCUCUCUCUUUUUUUCCCUCUCUCUCUCUCACCCCAUUUGUCGGCAGUGCAGCGAUGACACAAUGCUUCACACCCCACUGAGUCCCUUCCUCUCACCUUCGAAGAGCGGGCGGACGAGAGAGAGAGAGACGCUGAGACGAAAGACUCUCCUCUGAGACAGAGAAAGUGCAUUGUGUUGCGCUGUGGCAUGUUGCUGUUCAUUGUUUGUCUUUUUUUUUUCUUUCUACGAUGUCUGGUCGAAAAUGUUUUGUCAGCAUCUGCACAACUGUGAAAGGGAGGGGUUAGGAGAGCGCUUGCUGCCCCUCUUUAUUGCCUUUUUUUGCUGAUGUUUCUUUCCCAAUCCUGUGCUAGAUCUUGUUCUCAGUCGAGCACAGGCCUACAGGGAAGCUUUCCCCAGGCAGUUGGUCCUUCAAAGUUUAGACUGUAUUGAAUGAAACCGGCAGGCCUGGCCGGAAUGUGUUGAACGAGCCACAUGUUGUCCUUCUCUGUAGUGUUGAUCCGUGUCAUUUGGUCCAGACAGUGAUGUGCAUUGGGAGUGUGUUUCUGUUUUCACUGGCUCAUUGAAGUUUAGCCACCCUGCAUAUAAUGAACCAAACAAGGAGUGUGCAAGCCAUAUAUGCACAACCACUAAGCUGGGGUUUUGUGCAAGGAAAACAUUGAUUCAUUAACACAUACUGCCAUUUUGUGUAGCAGCCUCCCUGCAUUGUACUGGUUGUCGUACGACAGGACCGCGCACUGCCGCGUCAUACCUUGGUGUGACGUACACCGCUGUGUGCAUGCGCGCUGUCGCACGAGCUUGAAGAGCUUAUGCCUGCAGCUUAGCACCGCGCUGCAGAGCCGUGCUUGUGUUGAAACUGGACCAACUGCCCGGGGCAAGCAACUCACGAACUGGUCCUGUGUCGUCAUGGUUUGGCUGGCACAAAAUCUAAUUUGGUUUAUGAGACAUUAACUGGCAAUCCGUAGCAGUCAGACAGGCAGGCCAUGAAACAUUUGCUAGCUGAGACUUUCUACCCUGUGGACACAAAGGCAGUGGUAAUGGAAAGACAAGGAGGCAAGAAGGGACAGCUCAGCCUAUGUCGUUAUCUCUUCCUCGUUUUUUCUUGCUUACCAAUUCUCUACCACAUUAUGUGACGUGUCGUCAGCCCAUAGCUGCAUAUGUAAAGGGAAUCGCCACUUGCUUGUGUGGAGGAGCUCCCGUAAAUGCCUUGGCUGUAGCAACGUCAGCAAGGACUGACCCCGAAUUCUCCAGGUUUUACAGUUGUAAAGUGAGGGCGACAAGGAACAUAUUUUCGGUGUAUUUUCCUCCUGGCAACGCAUGACAUCGGCAUGUCUAGUCCACACCACGCGAUAACCACACAAAACAUGCUUCAGCCAGGCUAACUAUGCUGUCUCCUCCCAGUGUGAGAACAGAUGUGCUGACACCGCAAAGUGCCACGCCACAAAUACAUGAACUGUGUACCUUUUGUGGUGGUACCCUCAAGCAAUCACCUUUGGGUAUACAAUCACUUUCGGGAGAUGUCACGUGACUUGGCAUGGAAUGCGUCCAUGUGUGCGGCCGACAGUGCUGUGAGCACAGCGUGAAUGUAGUGGGAUCGGCACAGCGCCGGUAGCACUGUUGGCCGCCUACUUUGACUCGGCCAGUACUGAGUCCCGGAAAAUCUCACGAAAGUGAGGCUUGAAAAUACACUGCACCUGCUUGCCACCUAAUGUACACUCGCCCACAAGAUAUUACGGGACGCAUGAGCUCGUGGUGAAACGGCCCAGCUCCCCUUUUAGCGGCGCAUCCCUGGUGUCGAGACUGACGCCCGCGCGUCCCUCCGAGACUGCAAGCGUGCGUGUUUCCGCACUUACUCCUUGCACGCCAACGAUAUCCAAGUGUGGCCGCGAGGUGCCCCUCUUGCGAUUGGCGCUGUGGCGUCUUCGACGGACAAAACUUCGUUUAUACAACGGAAAUCACGCAAGCUCACGCUUCUAAACAUGCUUCACAUAGUUUUGUCCAUGAAAGUUGCCGCAGUGCAUAUCACAAGAGGGGCACCUCGUGGCCACAUUUGGAUGUCGCUGGCGCGCAAGGUGGAAGCGUGGAAACAUGCAGACUUGCAGUCUCGUAGGGACGCACAUAUGUGCAGGCGUCAGUCUCGACACCAAGGGUGCACCACUAAAAGGGGAGCAGGGCCGUUUCACCACGCACUCCUGCGUCCCGCAAUAUAUAGUGGCCGAGUGUACAUUCACACAGCAGACCAAAUCGGGGAUUCAGUCUGUAGACCAAUCGCAGCGUUGCUCAGCAUCCCGUAACAGCCACUUGUUGCCAUGGUAGCCGUUUGGUGGUGAUGAACACGUCACGAUGCAUCCGUGGAGUGAGAGGAUCAGCAAUGUAGUCUCUUACGUUCAUCUACCCUGAAAAGUCUGGCAAGUGCCGUCCACUACAAAAUUUCAGUGAGCAAUCCAUUUACAGUCUUCAUGGCCUGUGUGCUCUUAGUGAAGGCUGCAUGCUGCAGCUUUCCUUCUACCAGAUGCCAAACCAUGGACCACUUCCUGGGCCCUGUGGGUCUGUGCAGUGAAUGCGGGAGGCCGCUCCAUUGGUCUGUGUUGUCUUUCGAUGAACGUGCGUACUGUGUGUGUAAAACAGGUUCCGUCGCAGCUUUUUGUUGCCAGGAAUGACUUCAGGGUGAGAUUUCUCAUUGUCCUUGCUCGUAAAAUGUGGAAAAAUAGUGCAAAGUGUAAAAUGGCGGCGCACUAAGUCGUAGUUGCCGUCUGUGUACUUCUUUUUUUUUUCCGUUUUGUCUAAGAAGUUGUCUUGGGACCUGCCAGAAAAUGGAGAGGAACUGUUUCCUGGCGCACAGUUCCGAGAUGUCAUGAACGUUUUGUUUCGUUUUUCAAUGUCAAGUGUUGACAAAGUCAAGGGGUGGUGUGGUGUGUCCAUGUGGCAACUUGAGUUAGAUAUGAUGACACAAGAAGCUGAUAAAACGAACGCUUGAAGCAGACAGCACCUGGCAGAUAUGUUCCGUUUAGUAUGUGUGUUUUGCUUUGCCUCGAGACGUGUCCAGCCAAGCUGUGUUGUUUGACAAAAAGCGUUUCCAAAUUUUUUUGUCUUUUUUUAUCUCUAUGGUGUGUGGUUGUCAUGAUAAGGAUUACAAGGUUUAUCUGAUACACGUGUGGAGGUGUUUGUGGCACGUGAUGGUUAACUAAAGGCAGUCCUUUUUUUUUCCCUAUGUGGUUGGUGUUGUGUAAUCAUGUUUCUUUUGUGCUUGACAUUUCUGUCUCCCUUCAUUUUGCAUUGACUCUUGUCAAUUGAUUGCAUUCUUCUUGAUUUUCCUCCAAGUAUUUUUUGUUCUCGUAUAGUUUGUGGUUGCAAUUUUUUUUUCUUUGAAUUGUACUGCAUGUGAGCUGUACUUCCCCUUUUCACAUUCUCAGUCAGGGUAUGCAUAAUGGUAACCCUUAGUAACAGUGUAAUAUAGUAGUUUUUUUGUAUUAUUUUUGUCCAAUUCCUGUUUUGGCCAGUUGCAAUUUUCUGCCCCUAUUUUCUGUUUUUUCGUGUUUCUUUCAGCUUUUCGGUGUUUGUCAGAAUUAUGGCUUGUUGUCUGACAGAAUUGGACUGCAUGAACACAUCAGCACUUGUUUCUUUUUGUUUUGUCGUUCACAUUUUGGUGCCAUUGCAGAGUCUUUAAAUGCUCUUUUCUUUAUGGAAGAUUUAUUUAGCAAGUUCAAGUACAUUGCACACUUUAUAUGCUAGCAAACCUUAAAAUGCAGUUGAUUUAUUGUUUACAUAUGCCUAAAGCAUUUUCUUGUGCCCGCAGCCUACUGAAAAAAGAUUGAACACUUGUGUUUUCAUGUUGCAAGUCUCUAGUGGUCAGAUCGAAGUUUCAAGAUUUGUAGAUUUUACAUUUUUUUAGAGAAUCACUAUUACCCUUAAAUUUGCUGCUUGGCACGUCUCGGAAUGCUUUUAUAGAAUAGUUAUAAUUAGCAAAUGAAUUUGUUGUAUCAACGGAUUAAUCUGUAUAUCAAAUGCUCUAUAAGCUAGCUGAGCGAUGACACUUGGCUAGCUAGUCUUCAAAGCUCUUGAUUUACUUUGCAUAUGUUCAAAAUCUGUACAGCUGUAAUGUUGGUGCAUCAUCCAUUAGACUAUUGUACGUUCUUAAACACUGAUUUCUGCCUUGUCGUCUGCUACGGCUCGUAUCGUCUGCUACGGCUUGAUAAGGGAUCAACGCGUCUAAACUGUCCUGGAAUCUCACUACUGUACUGUCAAUGAUUUUACCCCAUGUUUGGUGCACGUUUGCUGCAUGGUAAUCAUCAUGUUCACAACUUCUUUUCAGUGAAGUAAUGCUCAUGUGUAGUGUUAUAUUGCCAGGAAAUCCAAGUAGAGUGCAGGUAAAUGCAAGAUAAGGUCAUCUCACAAGAUGGCAGCAACUUCUGUGAGACUUCAAGCACACCACAAAGGGCAUCAGAUUCUUGACAGUAGUACGUGCCCUCUCGCCAAAAUUCUGUCGGCUAUUGCUGCUUUGCCAACAAUACUGGCACAUAUCGAUCAGCAUUUGAAAGAGGAAUGCCGAGCCUCUUCUUCAUUCAUUUGAAUUUUGUCAUGCGUGCCGAGACAAGCUUAGUAUGUGUGGUCUUACCCCCUGCUGUUUUUUUCUCAUUAGCAUAUCUGCCUGUUCUACCAAAAUGUAAGUAAAAGAAAUGUUGCAUUUAACAACUGCCUCAAAAGAGAGGCAUGGUGUAUUAUCAAAGUGCUGAGCAGGUGCUUGAAGAUGCAACACUUCACUUGCCACAGGAAACUCUGAUUAAAAGAAGAGAAUUACCCAUUCUUAAGCAUGUGGCUGAACCUUCGGAUGAAGCUGGCUUUUGUGAUCAUUUAUUAGAAAUUUGGCUAAUGCUGCUUCCCACCAAUGGGAAAACUCGUUCUAUAACAAUAUAAUAAGCCCUUACAAUGCAAUAUGCACAGAUAUCAAAGACUCAUUACUUUGCUUGGGGCUCCUAAAAGUACCAUUGAGCUGCAUGAUUUGGCGGGCACGCCUUAAAUGGCUUAGUUAACUUCAUUCUUAAAAUUUGCACCCUUUAGAGUGUACAAAGGGCCUUAUUUGUGAUGUAAAUGAUACACAUCAUUACUGUACACCCUUUUAGGGUGCAAUUUUUGUCGGCUAUAGUAUAUUUUGUCUGCAUUAACGCAUGCCGUAUUUUUCUGCCAUGAACGUCAUGAGCAUGUAAACAUGCUGCGUCAUUCAUAGCAGGGAAGUGCUGAAAGGAAGGAAAUGCAUACAAGGUUCAUGAGAAUUGUCACAAGAUCGCAGCCUAGAGGGUGUACAAUAGUUAAGAGUCAGUUAGUGGCUAAUAGCUGGACAGUUCCCGAGAUCGUUGUUGGUCCAAUUCGUGCUGCUGGCUUUGCAGACGACUAGUGGUCAGAAUUGGUUUGCCGCUCCAAAUCUGCGCCUCUGGGUGCAGAGCGCAGGCAUACUUGGCAAUGCACAGUUUUCUUACCUUGACGCUGUCUACAAGAAUGACCAAGGUCGUGUCAGUCAGCUGUAGCGUGUAACGAACGACGCGUAACAAGUCGAGAACAGCAAAACGAGCCUCCUGCUCCAUGUGUAAGGAGACCCUUUGACAAUGGGACACAAUGUCACCGCCUUUGUCGCACCGUGUCCGGUUGCCUGAUGGACGUGCAAGAAGUAUAUAUAUUUGUGCCAAAUGCUUGAGACACAAGAAACCAAAAACAGAUGUGAGAGAGAGAGAGAUAUUGAUGUCACUGUUUUUAUGUGCGUGCAUGCUGGCGCAGAUGGCCCUGCAUGCACAACCGAGGAAAAAGUAUUUGACAACUUUUCGUGUGACGUGUGCCGUUCACCGUCUUUGUUCGUUGUCUGGGCCCCCAGUGUUUUUUGUGAGGACGGGCCCAUGAUGUGGUGGUCUAAAAACCCAGUUCUGUGAGAAAAAAAAAAUCGACUCUUGUCGGUCUAACUGUGGCCUCUCUCCCAAGUCGUCCUGCCUUGCUGUUGUCCCCCUGCAUCGGUGUUAAAUUAAUUUAUUAGCUUUAAGUGUCGGUUAAGCGUGCCGUCUUUAUCGCUUUGGCGCUCGGGUUUGUCCAAAAGGUGUUUUUUUAAUUCUUUCAGUAUCUGUUGAUCACUUCUUUCCAAAAUGAUGUCAUUGUAAGGAGACUUUAACAUAGUCAACAUCAAGAACAUUGCUCUAGCAUUUUUAUUUGUGGCCAGUUUUUCUUUUUUUUUCAUUUUGUAAGUAGGGAGACAAAAAGUUUGUAGAACAUGUUGGCUCACCUUCUGGUCAAGCUGUCCUUAUAGAAGGUGACAUGGCCCAGUAGAAAGGAUGGAACAGUGGAGCUUUUAAUGCAGCCUUGCCUUUUGGCAUCGUCACAAGAACAUACAUGAAGCACGCUUGGAACUAGUUUUUUUUUUCAUGACAAAGUACUAAACACAUGGAAGAGCUACAGGCAUGCAUACUUCAAGGUUGUUGUAAUAAUGUUGAGGGUGAUACAGAGGAAAAGAAACUAAGCAUGGGAUAGUCGUUUUAGGCUGAAAAAUUCGACCAGCUUUUGCAAAAGCACACAUUUCGCAUUCUCUGAGCCUUGUGAAUGCAUUAAGACAGUGGUGUGAGGGGGAAGAAAGUUUCCUGAGCUUGUUAAAGUGCUUCACAGCAUAGUAAGCAAGUGCUAUUGUCAAGUCCGUGGGCUGUGGCAAGCUGUGUUAGUAGUAUCCGAGAGGUUCACAAAGUUUACUUUUGGCGAGUUUGAUUGGUGUCAUCGUUGGCACAAGUCAGCCCGCCGGAGCGUAUCAUCCGGGUGAGCCGCUUAUCUGGUUGUUCACUGCUGCGUAGCCCUCCCGGUUCCACACACACUGUGUUGGCUGCAUACAUUGUAACCCUUAACAAAAAGUGAUUCAGGUUCAAAUGUGUGGUGUCAGCCAGCCUUUGAAAAUUUCGUGAUGCUGUUGCAUGACUGCAAGCACUGCUGAGGGUCUCAGUGGUGCAUCUUGCAGACUGUGUCGGAACACCCUGAUGUACUUGCGAUGCGAUUCCCUAAGAUGUGCACCGCCCCUAUGGACAUACACAGCCAGAAAAAAAAAAUGACGUGGACAUAAGAAAAGCACAUUAUAGCCUUCUCCACUUAACAGCCUCACAUGCACACAUACAUAGACAUACACAUGUGCAUUCGUAUAUUGAACACGGAUUCAGCAUGUGAGGGACGGCAUACACAGUUGCUUUUCAGUUGAUCUUCCUUUCUUUUUGACUAUCGAUACAGGAUGUAUAGUCACUUUAUAGAGAGAUAUAUGCCUUCAGGAAAGUAACAACAAAAGAGCCUCUUCAUAUGUCUUGCAGCUCCCCUCUUGUCCCGAAUCCAACCCCGUUCGUGUUUGUGAAUCGUGCUGUGUAUUUGUGCGUGAAAAACAGUUAAGUGAAACUACCACUUGUGUGUGUAAUGUAAGACAGACAUAAGAGGGGUAAAAAAAGUAAAUACGAGGGUCGUGGUCGGAGGAGGAGAGCAUUAUGUGUUUCUAUACAGUGCAAAGGCGAUUAUUUUUGUACCUGAAGACAAAAAAAGAGUUAGGCCCUCAAAGGCGGCCUCCUUCUUUUUUUUUUCUUUCACUAUUGAUUUCUUGUUUUGCCUGUUCUCCCUGCAGCUGCUUAUGCUUAAAUUCCCGUGAGCAUAUACCUUACUGUGAAGUAAAGACAUAGCUUUUAUUUUUGUUUCUGUAUGAAGACACUACUGUGUAUGGUGAAAGUUUUGCGACUCUGUGACACAGACCUAUACCAGAUGUUGAGCUUUGAGGUUAAUGCAUUGAGUUUACGCAUUUUGUGGAAUUCAUGGUUGAUUUCUCUCUAGUUUGAGCAAGACUGCCUUGUUCAGCCACAAAACCUGCUGAUUUACGUCGCUGUGCAGGUUUAUUGUUUUUUUGCCCCAGCUGAGGUGUUGACAUCAGCAUGUCAUCUUUAUGCAGCAAUUGGUUAUUUUCUUCUGUUUGACGACAGCAAGCAGUCGCAGACAAUAGAAGCAGGGAAGUUUGACAUGUCCUGCAAACUUCAUUAUUACUUGUUUUUCCUUAUUGACCUGUAGUGUUCAUUACGUGUGCAUUGUUUGGGCCGAGGAAUGAUAACUGUGUUCACCAACAAACUUGCAUGUACAAACCCAGUUGGUUGCAGACGGCUUCAGUUGCAGAAGUGAUUGCAGACAAAGGACUCACUUCCAUGGCUGAAUCCUCGUCUGCUAUCACUCCAGUUACAGAAUUUAUGGGGUUAACUAAGGUUCCUUCAGUAUGACAGCCGUUGUCGUUUCAUUUUAGCAAAUUAGGCAGAAACAUCUCUUCAUAUUAUUAAGUAGAGUAGUGUUUUCCUUGUUUCCUGCUUUAGAGCCAAAUUUAUGCCGUUUUCACAGGCGUCAUUGGUAUACCUAUGAAAUCGUAAGUAAUGGCACGUCGAUCACCCUGGCUUGCCUAUACUGUUGUGAGCUUUGAAACAGCAGACACAUCGCUGUAGUGAUAGCUUUGGACACACUGCAAAAGUGGCAACGAGGUGACCAUCUGUGGUUUUGUGCACUUCAACUAUGGUGGAACCCGUCACUAUAGUGUUUCACUUCGUGCUGGGCUUCACUUCCCCUUUUAUUUCAUUUGCAAUUGUAGCGAGCCCCUCUUCAGGCUCCAUAGACCCACACUUAUCGAAUUAAAAACUUUUCACUCAGCGUGGUUUCGUUUUGCUAUGCUUAAAAAGAUAUAUUUGGUAUCACUCGUCAAGUAAUAGCACGUCUACUAAGUUGCAUGCUGUGAGCAGUGCUAAGCUUCGGGUGUCUCGAAGUGCGCACCCUGUUUGGAAGCGGACAGGAAACUAAGUAACCAGCCUUUCUUUGUCACAUUCGUUAUUUCCUGUUCAACAGCCUUGUAAAGAUAUGCCUCUGCAUGUUUACAAAAGCAGUGACCAUUGCUGAAGUGGUUAAAAGAGGGCGCAUUUGCUUUUUUCUGAGUCUGUUUCUCGAAAUUUCGUUUAACUUCGUCUCCACAUUUUUUUCUUGCCGCCUGUACUUGAAGGGUAUUCUGUGUCCAUGUGGUUUCUCUAAUGCAUUACAAGAGCGAGAAAAAAUGCGAAGUUUGCCCUUUAAUUUGUUAUUAGACUGCUUAUUUCCGACUCUGUGUACAUGCGCCUUGUUAGGGAUAAAGAGGAGUGAUUGUGCAGUUAACACCCUCCAAAAGGGUGUUGACACAGUAGGGUGCACUGGUUUGCACCCGGCAUUUGACUCUUUUUCACUCCCCUUGCAGGGUGUAAAUUGUGCUCCCUUGUUUAGGGUAACAAGCAGUGUCACGCUAGAGCCUUGCUGGUGCCCAUGUAAUGAAUGAAAGUAAUACAUGGGUUGGGGGACCUGUCAACCCUGACCUUGUGCCCACUGUGUGGUAUAUCAUGGGCCCACUGAAAAAAAAAGGCUUAUUUUUCGCUGUCGAAGCAUAUGUAGGUUUGUUCGUGUGCCCUUGGCUUUUCUGUUCUUGACAGUGUAUCAUGCCUGUCCACCCUCUACCCUGUUUUUCUUUAGUAUUCUCAUUCUUUGGUCAUGUCUCGGAAUAGUGGAGUUGUGUACGCAUCCCUGUUUCAUUCAGUGCUGACUGCAAUGCUGCACCGAGAAGCUUUUUUUUUUCUUUCGGGUUUACGAGAAUUUGAAUAAAAACACCCAGAGUAAUGGAA